AUGGCAGUCAUACCAGCGACUCAGUCGAUACCCCUCAAGCGUUUUGACCGCAGGGUUCCAUUUCCUAUGGCACUCGGCCAGUGCCUAACCGACUGCGAGUCGAGGCCGUUCGUGAUGCGCACCGGUUUCGCGUCUCACACCCUGGCACCAGGAUUGGAUACGCCCCAGUACACAGUAAGUGCUCCUUCUGCAUUAUCACUAAAAUUGAAGUACCCCCCCUGCUGGUACGCCAUUACACAGCUUCUGCUCCAAGAGGGCCAGUUUUACGUGGACACUUCGCCCCUGCUAUACGUAGACUCUGUAAGCUCCAAUUUGAUUCUGACGAAGCUGAUAGAUUUCCGAAGACAAAGUCGAUGCCCCCAUGCGUGAUGAGGCCUUGACUCGGCUCCGCUCACUUCAUCGUGCAUACUAUGACUUGUCGCCGACAACAUUUUGCAAAGCUGUAUGCUUGACGGACACUUUCAUCACAAGGGUAAAAGUCAAGCCAAAGUACAUGAUGUGCGUCGCAGCGGCUUGCUACUACAUUGCUUCCAAGUUCGAGACGUGCAAGGUGGGUUUUCGUCUUCUCAGGUUCUAAUGUGUCAUUGGGCUUCUACGACCAGUCAGAAGUCUUAUUGGUACUCGUCCUUUAUACUGCUAUCAGAGAUAAAACUCGCUCUAUUCCUUUUUACCUAGGCGCCUGACCAAGAUCGGUUGUGAACGUUAUGUGACCUAAGCACUCCAAGAAAUCAAUUUCUGUUAGAACAUCUGUCCGAUAGUGUAUUACGUCAAAAUCACACGCCAUCUUGCGACCACUAACCUCUUGAACUUUUUUCUGGCUGCAGCAACCGCGUCCUACUCUCGAUAGCCUCGUUCGUCUCUCCCAUUGUGGUGGGUCAGCGUCGGAUUUGGUCCGCAUGGUAGACAUUAUCCUCACCAAGUUGGGCUCCGCCAACGUUACGGCCAUUGGUGCGGCGUCAUCUACAGCGCUGAAUUUUCUUCAGCUCUUCCUCUAUGCAGGCUCUGAUCCAUCCGAUGUGGAUCAGAAUGUCUUAUCCUUACCGCCCUUCCUCGUUCGGCAGCUGGAGAUCGCCCUGUGCUCCACCAGCACGUCUUACUUUCGCCCUUCUUGUCUGGCUCUUGCCUUGUUGUCCUCUUUCAAACGAAAUCCCCCACCCUUGGAGUUGGACGAUUCUUCCGACACUGCUUUCCAGAUGCUACAGCUCCUUCGAUUGAGUGAUUUGUACAAUCUGGCAAAUAUCUGCAAGGUAAAUUUUUGGGACCCCACCUCUUUGUUCAUCACACCCGUUUCGUACGUCUCUGACGUCAAUCUACUUUUGCAGGUCAGCUGGAGCGACGUCGAGGCAUGUUCGUCAGCGUUGUCGGUAUGCGGCGUUACGACUUACUCGGUAUCGCCGAACAGAUUUUCGCCUGUUUCCUCUUCCCUCAUCUGGAACCUCUCCCGUCGUACCAAACUUAAUUUAUCAGGUUCAACCCCACCAACCCUCAACACAAUCGAUGAAUGGACCGAAGAGGACUAGAUAUGCGACUGUGAGUCCGGCAUUUCUGUUACGCAUUGAUUAUUUUAUUCAGUGGAGAGGUAGGAUUACCUACUGAUAGAAAGUUCACUGAAUCGAAGACUCCUUCCCGUUUAUAGCGCAGUAAUGCGUUGUGCAUUUGGAUCCGUAAUGGCGAUUUAGGAUCUUAGCAACAGUCUUAUUCCCUUCUAGGACUCGAGGAUGUUUCCGUGCGCCGGUCGCAUCCUGUUUUGGGAAUUUCGGCAGUUCGCUUUGGCUCAUGGCACCAAUUCCCCUCUAAAUUUUUUCAGAUCCAAGUGAAAAUUGAUCAAGGCAGCUUUUCCGUAGUGUGGCUUUCGGCACGCUUGCCGACUUUCGACCAAGAUGUCACUUUCGUUCUUGACUCGCGUGUGAUUGUACAGUCGCUUUUUUACCGUAACGAGACCCUUGUUUUUUUUACCCUGUCCCUCGAGUUUUACCUGUUCCACUCGAAAAGUUUCUGGACGUCCUGACCCCUAUUCUCUCAUUUCCUCGUCGAUUUAUUUCACCCCUCUCCCUGCCCAGUCUUACCAUAUCUUUCAGUCCAAAAAACGCAAAAAGCAUCCUGUUACAACCGCUUGCAUCCGUUUAUCUCUGCCGUUGUACAUCUGUCACUGUCGCCUGGUUGGGUGGCUGACCCUGUUGUCUUGUGAGGAACCCGCACCGGAUGGGACUUGCGUCACAUCUGGCUGGUUACGCUGCUUUCCAUUUUGCAUUUACUUACAAAUCGUUUUUUUUUAAUUCGAAAAAGCAUUUACGAAGAAAAAGUGUCAAAAAACGUCUUUCAUAUAGGUGCAAUAGAGCCUGUAAUUCUCGGCCCUUCUCUUUAUUUUCUCCUUGGGGGUCCAUGCCUCCCCCCGCGUACCAGGGUCCUUUUGGCGAAGAUGCAGUUCCCCAAUGCUUGAGGCGGUUUGGGAUAUGCGCCGUACUCGUUUCUCGGGCUGUCCGGGGUUUUUUGGUUGCUGCUGUCCCUUGGCUGUUUUCUCCCAGUCGGUCGAGCUGACCAGCUACCGGGCUCUCGUCGUGGCUGACGAAGUCGGCUCAUCUUGCAUGCAGUCUCCGCUUGCACUUUGUCUUCAACCUGCUGCAGUGGCGUGACUUUGGGGGGAGUAAGUUGCUCGGCCUGUAUGAGAACGCCGUUGUUGAUGUGCACGAACUGCGGCCGUAGGUUCAUUCCUGAGAAGAAUGGUAGGCAAUGGGAGCGCACCGGGCGUGAGUUUGGGUAGUUGUUAGUUGUCGUGGCUGUAUCCAGCAAGCUGUCCGAAUUUUUUCCCAGCCCGAUAUGGGGAAAGGUAUCCCGACUCCCCGGGACUUGCUCGUAAGAUUGGUUGCUUUGAACCUCUGUUAGAGAUUUGUAGACGCGUUUCAAAGUGGAGGUCGUGCAGGGUUUUUUCUCCUAUCUAUAGAGUCCACCAGCCUAGGUGGCGCAAGAAUCCGUAACCGACGGUGGAUGGUUUGGCUCUGGUCGUCAUUUGUGUACGUAUAACUGAAUAGGUUAGUGGAUUGCCUGAAUGUGCGUGGAUAGUGUUGAUAGACUGACUCCCUGAAAAUGUUUACCAAAGUCGCGGUGAGUGCGCAGAUGUCCGGCUUGACAACGAGGGGUUUGGACGCGUGACCACGGUAGUGUCAGUUUUAAUCUGUUUAUGGCGUUUGUGGUGCAUCGCGUACCGAGGCGUCAGAGAAGCCGUGACAGGAGCGAGCGGUUGUGGUAAGGGCGUGGUCUUUUCGGCUACGACGGUGCCCUGGGACAGUUUGGACUGUCGGUAGUGGACGCAGAGUAUUCCAACAAGGCCAGUCCUAGGAAUACAGGUGUGGUGACAAUUUCAAUAUUUCUGCAGGACUUGGGCACUGACAUCGUUGGUCCGCGGUGUUCCAGUUUUAGGUGGUUUUAGCUGGCCUCGGAGAUUGAUAUCACAGUUAUCACUGUGGACCGUCGUGCCUGUCGGUCCCAUCGAAAGGUUCCAUACUUUGUUUGUUCUGAGUACGAUUUCAGGGUCCGUUGUGUCGCCUGUAGUAUUGACUCAGGAGAGGUGUUCGGAGGUAACUUAAGUAAAAGUGGUCAAAUUCCCUCCCGCGGUUAUCGUAAAUUGUCCAAGGCUUCGAGCAGCGGCGGCAUUAGAACGACGACUGUAUACAUCCUCUACUCAACUUUGAGAAUGUCGCGGAGAUUUAGGACUAAACAUUGUAACAUGUCAGAGAUCUAGCUGUCCUUGCAACUGUUUCCUAUUUUGACGCUCUUAGAGGUUUUGUUUUCUUUUUAGCGUUAGAAGAUACCAUACUAGCAGCACAAAUACUAGCUAAAAGCCCAGACACGCGUGUUACGUCGAGGUUCUGUCGCAUCAUGGUACAUCUGUGAGGGGUUCGGCUUUUCUGUAAAUGACCCAGCAUUACCCGUGUGCUGUCUGGCAAAUACUCCAAUUUAGAAGUUGUUGCUUUUUAAUUUCCUCAGAAAGUAACUGCUAAUUUGGGCUAGAUCAGUUUAUACUAAGGUCUAUAAGCCUAAGUACCAGCACAUCAAAUUUCGGUCUGCGCCUAUAGAUUUUGUUUUCUAUAUAGGACGACUGGUACACGAUGAUAAGGCACUUCUCACGGCCAGCAAAAGUGUCCAGUUUAUUUUACAGUUGGCGCAGUUUAGUGCAUAGCCGAUUGUCACCUCUAAAUGUACAGAUAUGAAGGCGAGGGAGUCCAGGCUGCGCUACAUAACCGCUUAGGCUGUGGUAUUUAGUGUGCCGUCGUUGAGUAAGAGAUUGCAUAUCCUGGACCCGAAUAGUUUUUGCGGUCUGCAUAUGACAGGUGUUGGACAACUUCCCGUCAGUUGAUACUUGAAGUCACGUCCAGGCUACGGUCUUGAGACAGCGGAAUCUGUUUAUCCAGAAGUUUGGCGUCACCGUAUACGUCGGGUAUUUAAACUUUAAGACUGCUGGACCGCCCUAAUCGUCUCCUGCGAGAAUGGUGACCGAUCGAGAUGAGCAUCGAGUUCGACUGGAGGAAAUGUUGAUCGCAUCUUCUCGUAGUGAAGAUAAAUGUUUUAGGACCUAAUCUAACGUCUCAGAGUCUUUGAUUUCUCCGGCGGCAAUGUUUUUGGUAGCGGAACGGCGAGUCCUUGAGUGGGGUUCACAGACCACCCUGAUGAUCGCAGAGGCUCGUUUUGAAACACCUCUGAGCUUGGUAUGUCGUGAUGUUCGACUGGGUAUUUCAUGAAUGCUACUUGGUUUUAGUACGUUCGGUACGUUUCGUGGUCUUCUAAGAGGAUGCACUGGAUUUUUCGUCCUCGGCGUGCGGAUCUAAAAACUGCCCUGCCAAGGGUGUAGAUUUUCUCAUGGUCUGACUCAAUUGUUCUUGACAUCACUCCUCAAAACCCUCAUCUGUUUUUUGUCCGAUAAGUCCGCUCUUCCCUUAUCUCAGUCUUCAAUAACAGUGAUCUGUUCAAGCUGUGAUAUGUCAAGCUCAUAUUUUUGUAAUUUACUGCAUGAAAAAUAAGCUUUUCGGCUUGGCAUUCGCCCCUGUAUGUGCUCUGUUGACAAGGCAAAGAACGGUGGUGAGCUCACUCGUCAACAACAUAUCAGUAGUCAAGGCCGCUGUAGGCAGCGCACGGUGGCUUGCGUGAGGGUUGGUAUGCUUCUGCAUGUUCAGGCUCAUUUGACCUUGUGUUGCUCCUGAACACCUGAAAGACCAAGUGUGCAUGCAUAGUUUUAUGCAAAACCUUGUUGGCGAACACGCCUCCGUACCGAUGCCUUCUAUUCUCACAGAAGAGGUGAUAAGCUUUGGGAGUGGGAUUGGCAGUUUCAUUACGCCUGUACACUAAGCUACACCAGCCUCAGAAGUGGAUACUGUGUUUGUUCCAUCCAACUUCCAAGAUUACAUGUUUUAGACGUGGCAUGUGUCAGGAAAAGCCCAGUUUGUCGCGUCCCAGGCAACCUCCUCCCAUUGCAGUCUUCCGGUGAGGGAUUUCCAUGAGGAUUUGAAUUAGCCGGUGGGCCUGGCCGGGGACCGUAGGACCAGCACUUAUACUGUCUGUCGAAGUCUUCAGUUUACCGCACAGAGCUCCUUACUAACCAGGCUCCACAUCAGGUCAGGACCGUACAUAGUCCAACCAUCUCUGAUGACAUGUAAACAGGGCGCGAUCGUAGAAAUGAAAUCUUCAAAUGAAAUGACACCACAAAUAAAAGUAAAUAUCAUUUUGGGGUUUCUGGGUUCCAGUAGUUAACUUUAUCCUAACGGGUUGCCCUUUAGCCUAGCUGCUGGCCACCCGGCGCGUCCACAGGUGGCUAAUAGUGGAACAGCCUUCAGUGACGGUUAUUUGCGAAAUAAGCAGAUCCAGGUCUGACGAAUAAGCAGUCGCGGGCCAGCAUCGACAGUGCCAUCAGGGUGCGGAGGGCUGAGGCCUGGCACGCUGAAAGCCUUCUAAAAAAGCCACAAAGCCCGAGGACGGUAUUGUGGCAUAUCAACCGUGAACCGCCAUUAACUAUGUUUGCUUGUCACCAUUGCCUUGUGGCUGGGCCUUUAAACCAAAGCGUUAGAGGAGGCCACCUCGAACAUAUAAUCCGAGCAGUCGUUUGGGAUCCGACUGUAUCCGAAAUUCCCAAAAAACCUAGUGAAAUGUGUCCGACUACAGUAUUAUGGCCCAUGCCACAGCAUCCGUGGAAACCGACACACUCCGCAAUCCCGGUCCAGUGGUGCUGUCGAAUAGCAUGCAAGCUGAGCUACUCAAUCGGGUACGGACUCUCAGUACUGGAUGCUGGAAUGUGCGAACGUUCCUGAACCCCCGUACCCAAAGUCUGAAUGCGCGCACCCUUAAUCAGUACAACGUGGAUGUCUGCUGUCUGUCCGAAGUUCGACUUCCUGACUCAGGCUCUCGAGAAAUCAAGAGCUCUGGAGUCGAAUUACACUUCAUCCUGUAUCACAGCAACCCACGCGACUCAUCUGGUGGGCACGGUGUGGCUAUCGUCCUAUCGCAACAAGCGGACCCCACGUUACUUGCUUAGGAACCAGUCAAUGACCGAUUGGCCUACGAGCGACUGAAGUGUCACUUUGCAAACAUCUCCAUCGUCUCUGUAUACGCACCAACUUCGGCUGCCGAACAGCGCGAUAAAGAGGCGUUUUACCCGCAUUUGCAGGCGUUAGUUGAAAGACUCCCUCGCCGCGAUCUGCUGCUUUUUUCCGGGGAUUGGAAUGGACCUGGCGACUCUACAAACAGUCAUCUUCUUGAUCGCCUUGGACUUAGUUCCCGAUGUUAAAAUGGUGAGAGAUGACUGAACUUCGCUGAUCAGGACCGACUGCUUGUCACCAACACGUGCUUUCAGCAUCGCAAAAAACAUUUUCUGACCUGGUAUUCAAACGACGGUCGUACGGCCAGUCAGAUUGACUACAUACAAGUCAGCUCAAGGUUCCGCAGCUGGGUUAACGAUAGCAGAUCGAUGCGUGGUGCCGAGACUGGUAACGCCCAUGGGUCGGACCAUGUCCUCGUUCGUACACGCUUGAAAGUUCACCUCGUCUGCGCCGAAAAUGCCACGUCCUAGACGCCUCAAUGUCGCAAAAAUCCGGAAAACCAGCACCGUCGAGGUCCUGAACAGAGAAAUCCGGUUCUGUUUUACGACCAAAGUCGACGGAGAAGUCAGUAACGAGUGGUCGACACUGAAAACGUCAGUCUAUUGGACAGCUGAAAAAAGCCUAGGAUGUACCCAACGACGUCGUAGUGAGUGGAUCAACAGAAGAACCCUGUAGUUGUGUGCUCACACGGCUCGAGUCAGAUCCCGUAAUGAUGAUUCCUUACACCAACUUCGAAAGAUGACAGCAAAGUCGGCCAGGGAUGACCGGAAACAAUAUUGGGCUGAAAUGUCGACCUCCAUGGAACAGGCCUCGAACAUUAGUGACACUCUACACUGAGUGACUCUGUUCGCGAUGUGAACGGCGGCUUUAUUGCUGACAACUCGGCCGAAGUCGAGUGCUGACGUGAGCACUUUGAGCACCAUCUUAACUUCGAUACCCAACCUACCUCGCCCUUGCUCUCCUCCUCAGCGGAGCUCCUUCCCUCUCCUACCUCUGCAGUGCCAUGCGAUCCCCCCUCCGAGGUAGAAGUCGCCGAUGCCAUACGAAAGUUGCGCAACAAUAAGGCACUCAGAGAGGACGGUAUACCCGCUGAAAUCUGUAAGUCUUCUGUCGACACUCUGACGCCCUGGCUCCAUGAGGUGAUUGAACAAGCGUGGAGAAACGAGGUUACUCCUGAUUAUUGGGGCUCGGACACCCUCGUGCUCAUCCUCAAGAAGGGACACAAGGCAUGA
Spirometra erinaceieuropaei is the source of this 7816-nucleotide messenger RNA. Lineage: Eukaryota; Metazoa; Platyhelminthes; Cestoda; Diphyllobothriidea; Diphyllobothriidae. The record is from the annotation of a GenBank genome assembly.